AUGAAGAAAUUUGAUAGGAUCCAGGAUGCCUCGGAGUACAUAAACGGGGAAUUGAAACGCAAGGGCUAUCUCAAGGAAUCAGAAACGAUCCUUUUCCAUGCAACAACCAGUGGCAGUCUGACUAGCGCCGCAGGCGCUAGUCAGACUGCCACUGCUGCCCCUGCCACCGCGGCUACCCACGACUCCCCGCCGCUCAUGGAUGAGGAGACAACAAUGGCCCUACUCACAAACGACAAGCUACUGAUCAACACCUUUAACAAGCUCCUGAACAGCGUCUCUGCUCUGCAGGCCCAGCUAUUGGAGCAGGAGGCCCGCAUAAAGCUGCUAGAACACCAGCGGCACCAUGAUCACGUGAAGGGACAACGAGCCCGCGAGCGCAGCCCACUGCCGCGCCGCACCAUGACGCCGCCGCACGCAUUUUCUGCGUCCGCCCCCACGUCGCCGCCGCCAGCAGGCGCUGCCCGCGCGCCUGCCGCCGCUCCUGCCUGGGCCCCGCCCAGGCAGCACCGCCCCGCCCAGGCCCAGCUCCGCAAACAGCAGCUGCUCGUGGACCAGCUGCGCGCGCAGCUGAAAACCGCGUCACGUGGGCCCUCUCAGCCGUUGGACGUUACGUGGCACGGCCCGUCGCUACCCUCCCUGGGUCCCGCCACCGGCGACGCACCGCCGCUCACAGACCUCUCAGUGUGCAUGCGCAAACUCGCAGAGGAACACAGCGGCACCGUGGCCGCGCUGCGCAAGGCCAAGGGCCUCAUUGAAGAGGCCAACCGCUACGUGUAUACGCGCUUCGUGCUCGACCUUGCCCCCCCUCCCGCUCCGCCGCCCGCGCGCGCGCCCGGCCGCGGGCCGGGUGAAGCCCACCUGCCAGGCGGUGGCGACCCAGAACUGGACGAGCUCGCCCGCGACUGGCACGAAAUCCGAACGCUGCUCGGCGGCACGUGA
Messenger RNA from Eremothecium cymbalariae DBVPG#7215, 939 nucleotides. RefSeq lists its product as uncharacterized. The record is from RefSeq and is a predicted model, not a curated record. NCBI's taxonomy places the organism in Eukaryota, Fungi, Ascomycota, Saccharomycetes, Saccharomycetales, Saccharomycetaceae. The transcript has a single exon. Bases 1 to 939 code for a protein of 312 amino acids.